AUGCUAAAGACGACGAGGGGAGUUUCGUUUAGUAGCAAGGAAGCGGUGGUGGCACAAUUCAAGAUUGAUUUGAGUGGUGAGCUGUUCUGCGAAGCGAAUUGGGCUUUUGAUGUGAGCGAGGCACGGUGGUCGCGGUGGGGUUCCGGCGGAGAGAAGGAAGUUAAUGGGUUCGGGCUCCCCGUUAUUGUCGACCCGAUGGUGAUGAGUACGAUGAUGAAGAAGAAGAAGAUGUGA
Molecule: messenger RNA, 234 nt
Organism: Eruca vesicaria subsp. sativa (arugula)
Lineage: Eukaryota; Viridiplantae; Streptophyta; Magnoliopsida; Brassicales; Brassicaceae
Source: the annotation of a GenBank genome assembly